UUGAAGAUUUGUUUUGUCAUGCCAUUGCAGACAUUGCAUACGAAUGGUACAGUGACGUUCAUACAGAUGGUGCAACAUUGCGAAUCGACGCUUGUGUCAUAACAAAGUUUCGGGUAAAGUUGUUAAUUCGUAAAGAACGUGUUAGACGUCAGGAUAAUUAA
This is a messenger RNA of Paraglomus brasilianum, 161 nucleotides long. Lineage: Eukaryota; Fungi; Glomeromycota; Glomeromycetes; Paraglomerales; Paraglomeraceae. The record is from the annotation of a GenBank genome assembly.